Molecule: messenger RNA, 1503 nt
Organism: Porites lobata
Lineage: Eukaryota; Metazoa; Cnidaria; Anthozoa; Scleractinia; Poritidae
Source: the annotation of a GenBank genome assembly
AUGGGAAUUAAAACCUUGCUUCCUUUUCUGAAAGACGUCACUGAAAACAGCUAUUUAGACAGUUUUAAAGGUCUCGUGGCGGCCGUAGAUGCGUCUUGUUGGUUACACAAGGCCAUUGCGAUCAGUUAUUCGCAAUUCGGAGACGAUCGAAGGUGAGAACUUUUAAUAUGAAAGUUUUACUAUGUCUUAAUUUGUAUUGCAUUUUAACUAAUGUUUUUACUUCUUAGAGUGAAGGAGAUCUGCAAUUCUUAUCUGGAUCUACUGGAAAGGAAUAAAAUUCGACCGUUGGUCGUGUUCGACGGAUUGCCGCUACCGGGCAAGGACAGAGAGCGUGAUAACAGAGCAAUGUGAGAGAAUUUUUUUGCAUUGACAGUUGAAGCUCAGUUCAAAUAUUUAAGCCUUUUGUCUAAUUUUCUUUAGUAGAAAUGAUUUUUUUUCAGCAGACAUUGAUCUCCCAUAAAUCUUCUUCCUUUAGGCAAAGAAAACAACAACAGCAAAAAGCUGACCAACUUCGGCGCAGUGGAAAGGUGACUGAGGCAAGAAACGCUUUGGCUGCAGCUGCAGAAAUUAACCACGAUCUCGUCUGUGGGUUUAUUCAAGUAAGUCUAAGUCUCAAUUUUGGCAUAAAGUUUAUCAUUUCAGUAAGCUUAAAAUACAUUUUUUUCUAGACUUCUUAAUAAUUAAAUAUUGUAUUGUUUUUAAUUAAAAAUUGAAUGACCUCGUUAAGAUAAUUUUUUAUUCUUUUCAUUUAUAGACUUGCCGACAAAAGUCUAUUGAUUAUGUGGUAGCUCCGUACGAGGCUGAUGCAGAGAUAGCAUUACUUUAUGAGCAUGGCUAUGUAGAUAUUGCAAUCUCAGAGGAUUCCGACCUUCUUGCUUAUGGAUGCCAAAAGGUACAUUGAAUAACCCAUACAAUUUAUCAUCCAAAUGCUUAUUCAAAGCCUGGCUGUGUUUACUUGAUUUUCAACAGAAUGAACUAUAAGCUUAUAGUUUUAGUCCUUUUUAUAUCGUAACUAUUAAUUUCAUAAACUAGAACCCAAUUGCAAAUAGCAGCAGAUCUCUGAACACUUUAAAGGUUUUACUGAAAAAAAAAUUUAGAGGCUUUCUGUAAUUUUUAAUCAUUUUCUUAUUCUUUUUAUUGUCAUUAGGUUCUUUUUUUCGAUUAUACAAUUUUAUUAAUUUGUACAAGUAUCAAUUUGAAAUUAGUAGCACUUAGAAUUAGUUAUAAAUUGUAUACAUUUUUAUUUUUAUGAACUCAAUGUUUUGCGCAGGCGAUCAUACAGGUAUACUCAUGAAGCCUGUGCAAUAUAAAUGCAUAUACUAUUAUUACUAUUACCUUUGGUUUUCUCCGUUGAACACAAAAGACCAUGAAUAAAAAUAAGGAAGGGUUUUCCUGAACACCCCUAAUUUCCCUAUCUAUCUAUAGGUUUUGUUCAAGUUGCGACUCGAUGGUGUGUGUGAAGUAAUCGAGUUAGAGGAAAGGUGUUGCAACAUUUGUCACUGA